CCGCUGCUUUUUACCCCCUUAUUUUACAUCGAUUGGAGGUGCGUGCCUUAUUGCAUAGGUACUCCGUUGCUCAUAUGCUACACCUCUCGCCCUUGACUUCGGUGAUCUGCUGGGAACCGUGUCUUAACGAUCAGUCCACUGCGGGACACUAGUGCUACCUACUUCUUGUUCAAAAACAAUUUUUAAGAUAUUUUUUUAAAAUUUUGAGUUGGUUUGUAAGGCAAGCAGAAAUAAGUAGCUAUAAAUGGUACGUUUACUAGAUUGCCAAUUUUUCAAAACAAACAAACGAGCGUAGUGGAAAUUUGUACAAGAGUAUUUUGUUCUAGAAGCAAUAAAGUACUGCAAAAAAAGUUUGCAUUGUAAUAUCAUUAAAGGCUAUUGGGUGCAGUAGAAUGGUUAAUGAAUGAACUGCGAAUGGGUUUUGCCUGAGGAUCACAUCAACUUAAAAAAACAACUAAAUAAGGAAACAAAUCUGCUGUUCCUACUUAGCAAGGCAAUUUUCCAUCUUUGCCUUAAUUCAAGAACGUAAUUUUUCAUUGUAUUUCAUUCUAUGAAUAUGUGAGAAAAUAAAGUUACAUAUAUAUGUAAUUAGUUAUGGAUUCUGAUGCUUUAACAAUAGACAUUUGAUAAUAGUAACCUGAAACUGACUGAUCAACUGCAUUCCUUAUUAUACUAUCUAAGAGUACCUGCCUUUUUUUUAAAAAAAAAGGGGGGUUAUAUUCAUUUUAAUAAAAAGUAAUAUUUGAGCGAUAUAUAUAACAUGGGUUUUGCUAAAAAAAGUCGUUGUGUAAAGCCAUAUUCUUGUACUGUAUGCAAUAUGUGUUUUUCUAAAACAAGUGCUUUAAUUAGACAUAGUCUUGUUCAUUCGGGUGAAAAACCUUAUUCUUGCAAUAUGUGUAAUAAGCGUUUUACUCAAAAAAGUAAUUUAAAAAAUCAUCACCUACUUCAUUCUGGCAAAAAGCCUUAUUCUUGUAGCACGUGCAAUAUGUGUUUUACUCGAAAAAAUCAAUUGAAUACACAUAAUAUUGUUCAUACUGGUGAAAAGCCUUACUCCUGUAGUGUAUGUAAUAUGUGUUUUUCUGAAAAAAGUGUUUUAAAUAGACAUAAACUUGUUCAUACUGGUGAAAAACCUUUUUCUUGUAAUCUCUGCAAUAUGUGUUUUUCUCAAAAAGGUCAUUUAAAUCGACAUAUUCUUGCUCAUACUGGUGAAAAACCUUAUUCUUGUAAUGUGUGUAAUAAACGUUUUUCUCAAAAAACUUACUUAAAUAAACAUAGUUUAGUUCAUUCAGGUGUAAGACCAUACUCUUGUAGUAUAUGUAAUAUGGGUUUUUAUCAAAAAAGUGAUCUAAAUAGACACAGUUUUGUUCAUACUGGUGAGAAGCCUUAUUCUUGUACUGUAUGUAAUAGGUCUUUUUCUCAAAAGAAUCGUUUAAAUAUGCAUAAUCGUAUUCAUGCUGACAAAGAAGCGAUUUAAAUAGUCAAAAUUUUGUUCUUAUUAUUGGAAAACUUUAUUCUUGUAAUGUAUGUGAAAUAAAAAAAAAUCAUAAUCAUUGUUAAAAGUUGUGAAUUUUUAAUCUUCAUUUUAGUGAAAAGUCUUGUUCAUUUAAUAUGUAUGACAUAUCUUAUUUGUGAGAAAGUCGUGUAAAUGCACAAAGUCUGUUUCAUACUGGUAAAAAUCUGUAGUAAUAUGCAAUGGACAUUUUUCUGGAACUAGUCCUUUAAUUAGACCUUGUUUUGUUCAUUUGGAUGAAAAACCUUACUCUUGUAACGUUCACAAGGUGAGUUUUAUUCAACUAAGUGAGUUUUAUUCAAUUCAAAGACACAGCUUUGUUCAUUCCGGUGAAAAGCCUUAUUCUUGUAGUAUUUGCAGCAAAAGUUUUUCUCAAAAAGGUCAUUUAAAUAAACAUAAUCUUGUCUCCAUUCUGGUGCAUGGCCAUGUUCAUGUAGUAUGGGUUUUUGUCAAAAAUGUGAUUUAAAUAGGCAUUAUCUUGUUCAUACUGGUGAAAAGCCUUAUUCUUUUACAAUAUGUAACAAGUGUUUUUUUUCGAAAAAAUCAUCUAAAUACACAUAAUCGUACUCAUAUUGGUGAAAAGUCUUAUUUUAUAUCAUUUUUAAAGCUUAAAAUGUAUAUUUUAAUGUUAUGCAGCUUGAUUUUUAUUAACUUUUAAUCGAUACCCUCCAUUUUUAACUACGAACUCAUGUUUAAUUUUUUUCAAGAACUAUGUAAAAUAAAGGCCUUAUUUAAA
Molecule: messenger RNA, 2246 nt
Organism: Parasteatoda tepidariorum (common house spider)
Lineage: Eukaryota; Metazoa; Arthropoda; Arachnida; Araneae; Theridiidae
Source: RefSeq, a predicted model, not a curated record